AUGCGGCCUCCAAUGCAGCGUCAUACUCUACGUCCACAGCCGGAUCAGACUUCGGACCAGCGUUCUGACUCAGACGAAUUUGUGGAAUCGGAAGAAGCUUCGGAUUCGGAUGAGAUGGAAUUCCCUGCACCCAAUAUUGAGACAAGUUCCGAAAGCGAGUCAGAAGAUACCGUUGAUUCAACAUAUUAUCCAAGUAUCUCGGACACUCUCACUGUUCGGUAUCUGCUACAAUGGAAGGUUGCGGCGGGUGGAAUACCACCUGAAAUUGUGGAUAUGAUUAUCGAGGCGGCUGAAUACUGGGCAUCGACGGAAGCGAGAAUAGACGGAAAGAUUGUCAUUAGACAGGAUGGGGAUCGGGAACUGCUGAGGACGGCGCCACUGUAUCAUGAGAAAACAUCAGACGGGUCGUUAUCCAAGCUCCUCCCGCAUCGACUUGCCCACCCCUGUCGAAAAAUCGUGUUUUCCCUUCGCUGUCAUGACCAAGGCUGGGGAGGAGAGCCAGGAUGCAGAGGUACAUACCAGGGGUCAUAUACCUGGUUCGACGCAGAAGUCGUUUCGAUCGACUACGAGCACGAAGAGAGUAAAAAAGCCGGAACAAAACCAGGCGAACCAAAUUUCAUGCCCAAGGGGAACAAACUGCAGUCCAACUUGGCUGCCACAGGGAGAACCCAAAACUAUACUAUCACCUGGCAUCAUUUGGACGACAUUCAGCCCGGGACCGCUGAGGCAGAAGAGAUUGAAAAGACUCAGGGCCGUGGACAUGCGACUCUGGAUGGACGACGGGUGCGAGAGAUGCGGCCGGGCGAUUCGAUUUCGGUCUGGGCACGAGCGAGAUUUGGCGCAUGGGCGAACCAUGUCCAAGCCUUAAGCGUGCGAGUUUUCUGGGCAGUAUGA
Molecule: messenger RNA, 894 nt
Organism: Aspergillus chevalieri
Lineage: Eukaryota; Fungi; Ascomycota; Eurotiomycetes; Eurotiales; Aspergillaceae
Exons: 2
Coding region: 1-894 (297 amino acids)
Source: RefSeq, a predicted model, not a curated record